Messenger RNA from Cyclospora cayetanensis, 1803 nucleotides. RefSeq names its product EH domain-containing protein 1. Gene Ontology annotation, molecular function: GTP binding; protein binding. The coding region runs from base 1 to 1803 and encodes 600 amino acids. The record is from RefSeq and is a predicted model, not a curated record. Lineage: Eukaryota; Apicomplexa; Conoidasida; Eucoccidiorida; Eimeriidae. Gene Ontology annotation, biological process: endocytosis; endosomal transport. The transcript has 14 exons. Gene Ontology annotation, cellular component: cytoplasm; plasma membrane.
AUGAGCAAAUGGCUCUUCGGUAGCCGCAAGGGCGGCACGCAGCAGUCCGCCAACGUUUACAAUGGCGUCAAGACCGGCCUGCAGGCGAUGUACAAGAAGCAUCUCCUCCCUCUCGAGUCGGAUUUCAAAUUUCAGCAGUUCUAUUCGCCGCUUCUCACGGAUGGGGACUUCGCGGCGAAGCCUAUGGUCAUGGUGCUGGGUCAGUACUCCACCGGGAAGACUACGUUCGUGCAACACUUGCUCGAAAGAGAUUAUCCAGGCCUCCGAAUAGGCCCUGAGCCAACAACCGACAAAUUUGUUGCCAUUAUGGAGGGGACUACCGACCAGGUGAUACCCGGAAACACGGCCGUCGUUGAUCCUACUAAGCCAUUCAGCCAGCUCUCCAACUUCGGAAACACCUUCUUACAGCGCUUCGAGUGCUCCCUCUUGCCGUGUGUUGUUCUAAACGGCCUAACCUUGAUAGACACCCCUGGUGUUCUCAGCGGAAACAAGCAAACUUCGCGGGGAUAUGACUUUGAAGCGGUGGUUCAGUGGUUUGCGGAGCGUGUAGACCUCAUUCUUCUGAUCUUCGAUGCCCACAAGCUCGAUAUCUCGGACGAAUUUAGGAGAUGCAUCAAUGCGCUAAGGGGAAAUGACACAAAGAUUCGCAUCGUCCUAAACAAGGCAGACAUGGUUUCGUACCAACAGCUCAUGAGAGUAUACGGGGCAUUGAUGUGGUCUCUCGGAAAGGUGAUCUCCUCUCCAGAAGUUGCCCGAGUGUACAUCGGCACUUUCUGGAACAACCCGCUUCAGAACGACGAGAACCGCAGGCUUUUUGAGGCUGAGGCGAACGACCUCUACUCAGACAUUGCACGCGUGCCGCGAGACGCGGCAAUUCGGAAGCUGAAUGAUUUCAUCAAGAGGGCCAGACUUGCCAAGGUGCAUGCGCUCCUGCUGACAACUCUGCGCAACAAGCUGCCCAUGUUUGGCAAGGAAUCCAAGAAGAAACAGCUCAUUCAGCAGCUUGGCACCGUCUACCAACAAGUAUCUCAGGAAUAUGGUGUUCCUCUAGGGGACUUCCCGCCCCUCGCCACCAUGCAGGAGAAGUUGGCGGCAUUCGAUUGGGGAAAGAUUCCUAAAUUGGACACGCGGCAGCUUGAGGCUCUAGAUAACAUCAUACGAACGCAAAUUCCUAAGCUUAUGGCGCAGGUUCCGACGGACUCCUGGGCAACUGUACCCCACACGGCGGCGGAUGGCUCGUUGGUGGAGGGCAAGGUAUCCCCAUUUUUAACCCUGUCGCAAGGAAGUUCAGCCCCCACGUGGGCCAUUGACAAGUACCUUCACCAGCCGGUGGACCUCGAGACGUACAGAACGGACUUCGAGCGAAUGGGCCCUGAUGCUCUUGGACGCGUGGACGGCUCUCAGGCCAAGGUAGAUCUUGUCAAGAGCAAGCUGCCUAGCGGCAUCCUUCACAGGAUAUGGAAUUUGGCUGACGUCACUAAGGACGGUUACUUGGAUUUAUAUGAAUAUUCCCUGGCGCGACGGUUCAUCGAAAUGCGACUGCAGGGCCUGGAGCUCCCAGCAUCGUUGCCCCCAAAUUUGCUGCCACCCCAGCUCCAGCAGCAGCACCAACUAUCGCAAGGGUCUGCAGGGAACCUUAGUACUGCGCAGGGAAUCAACUCGCCACCUUCCAUCUCCUCAAGUGAGGAGGGGCCCCUGGCAGCCACCGUGCAGGCAAUUCAGGGUGAUGAGGCUCAGCCAGCUGUCUCCGUGUCUCGUGCAGGCUCAGCUGCCGAUAUAUCCUCUCAAAAUGCAUUCAUGUAG